CUCAUAGUGUAAGCUUGUCUCCUUACGUCUUACUCUACGCUACCUAAAGCAGAGUGUUGGUCUUACCUGCUGCCUGCGUGACCACCUCAAGAUGGGCACCUGAAGUGAUGGAUGGAGGGACCCUAACCAAAGGCGGUUCAUGGGCUCUUGAAACCGGGCCAAGAUUUAAUGAUGCGUUCUUUUGAAUUUACCCUUCAAGCUUCCUUUGUUUCGCUUUUGUGCCUCUGUGAACACCCCUCACCCCCGAUGUCCAAGGCUGAAAGUAUUUCAGAGCGAGUCUGAGUCCAACACUGGCUGACGUCUACCUGCAGUGCUUCGCCCUUCUCUGUGGGACGGUUGAAGGAGAGCAGGGCACCAUGCCUACUGUGCCCAACCUCAACAGCCUGAGCAAACUGUGCAGCUCCAGCCGCAGCCAAAGCGUCAACCGCGUCCGAGUAAAACGCAAGAGCUCGGUAAAGCGUAUGUCCAUCAUCGAGGAUGGACAUGUGGCGGAAGUCCUGUACCUGAUUCCUAAACAGUACAUGGAGCAGCUCCCGUACCUCAACCCUAAUGACUAUUAUCUAAGCGAGAGGCUGAACGAUGUGGCUACAGUGGCUCAUGCGCAGGACACACGCCACCACUCUACAGAGAAGCCCCUAAUUCAGUGCUACAAGUGUGGGCAGCCAUGUAAGGGCGAGGUGCUCCGGGUGCAGAACAAGCACUUUCACCUCAAGUGCUUCACAUGUAAAGUAUGUGGCUGUGACCUUGCCCAGGGGGGCUUCUUCAUGAAAAAUGGAGACUAUCUGUGCACGCUGGACUACCAACGCAUGCACGGUACCCGCUGCAAUGGCUGUGGGGACUUUGUUGAGGGAGAAGUGGUUACUGCUCUGGGCAAGACCUACCACCCUGCCUGCUUCGUCUGCACCAUCUGCAAACGACCGUUUCCUGCCGGGGACAGGGUGACCUUUAAUGGGAAGGACUGUCUCUGUCAAUACUGUGUCGAGCCCAUGUCUCCAGGACCAAAGGACAUCCUGGGCUCCAGCAAUUGCGCAGGAUGUGGCCGAGACAUUAAGAACGGACAGGCUCUCCUUGCUUUGGACAAACAGUGGCAUCUGGGCUGCUUUAAGUGUAAGGCCUGCAACAAAGUGCUGACCGGGGAGUACAUCAGCAAGGAUGGCGCCCCCUACUGUGAGAAGGACUACCAGACCCAUUUUGGAGUUCAGUGUGAGGCGUGCCAUCAAUUCAUCACAGGGAAGGUGCUAGAGGCAGGAGAUAAGCACUAUCACCCCAGCUGUGCGCGAUGCAGCAGGUGCAAUCAGAUGUUCACAGAAGGAGAAGAGAUGUAUCUGCAAGGGUCAACAGUCUGGCACCCUGGGUGCAAGAACACCACGAGAACAGAAGAAAGGCACAGGGAGCGGCCGACGAGGUCGUCAUCUGAGAGUAUUUGUUCCAGACCUGGUUCAAGCAUACCUGGCUCACCGGGUCACACUAUCUAUGCAAAAGUAGACAAUGAGAUCCUUGAUUACAGAGACCUAGCUGCCAUUCCAAAAGUCAAAGCCAUUUAUGACAUUGAGCGCCCCGAUCUUAUUACCUAUGAACCUAUGUACACCACCUCCCUGGAUGAGAGAGAGGAGAGACGAGAGAGUGUGGGAGAGCUCCACACUGCCAGGAGGGAACGUUCCCCCUUGCCGGAUGACAAGUCCUUAAGAAACAUGUCGCCAACCCCAUCUGGUGAGGGAUCUUACGACAGGAGGGAACGCAUCCUUCAGAGGUCCACCAGUCAGGGCUCCAUAGGAUCACCAGUUUAUAAUCGUCAUGGAUACACCCCCACUUUGUCACGGUCGCCGCAGCAUUUUCACCGGCCAGAGGCUCUGACAGGCAUGCAGAAGCUCUGCUCCUCCCUGUGCAGUAACAGUGUGGGCUCCAGAAAUAGUGACUCCCGCCCCACCUCCCCUUUCAGACACCACUUCCUCCCCCAUAGCCAAGGCACCGACCCGCCGAGUGGCCGGAGCUCUCCCCUACCGCUCAGGCCCGACAGCCGGCCGGUCACCCCGCCUCUCUCUCAGACCCCUAAACAUUUCCACCUCCCAGAUCAGGGGAGCAACAUCUAUCGAAAGCCACCCAUCUACAAACAACACGAUACAGCUUCCAUAGCACGCCAAAGCAAGUCUGCUGAUGAGAUCAUCAGAUCUGCCACCUUCCCCGCUGCCCAUGCUCCCUUUCCAGAUGACAGCUCACGGAGUGAGGGUGAUCGCUGGCCCUACUCGCUCACUGCGUUAGGUUCAGAAGGGAGGAGAAGAUCUAGAGAAGAGGAGGAGGAAGAGGCUUUGAAAAGAAAGCAGCUCCAGGAGGAGCAUCUCAGUAAGAUUCAGUCCGGUUUGGGGAAGCUCAUUUUGAAGGAGGAGAUGGAAAAAGAGCAGAUAAGGGAGCGCCAUGCACGAAGCCUCUCGGCUCAGCGCUACGAUCCCAAACAGACCAGCUGUGAUGCAGAUCAGCCUUCUCCAACCAAAACUAACUCUCUGCCUGGCUAUGGAAGAAAUGGGCUACAUCGGCCUCAGUCCACAGAUUUCACCCAGUACAACAGCUACGGGGACAUGUGCGGAGGAGGCAGAGAGUUUCAGCACAUUAAGGAUGGCCGUGCAGCACUUGCAAGGAUGGACAGGGGAGUAUCUAUGCCUAAUAUGUUGGAACCGAAAGUGUAUCCCUAUGAAAUGCUCAUGAUAACCAGUAGAGGGAGAGCUAAACUGCCCAGGGAUGUGGACAGAACCAGACUGGAGCGCCACUUAGCACCUGAAACGUUCUUUGACAUCUUUGGAAUGGAGAUCCAGGAGUUUGACAGGCUUCCCCUGUGGAAACGCAACGACAUGAAAAAGAAGGCCAAGCUCUUCUAGCACUCAGAGCCGCAUGCAUUUUCUGUACAUUCAGAUAGCACACAGCAGCUGUAAUCUAGAUGUAGGUUUUGGUUUAUUUCCUUUUCUUCUUUUUUGUUCUUUUCUUUUUUUUUUUUAAAUUUGAUUGUUUUAACCUGACAUAAUCACGGAAGCCAUGAACUGGACUCUUUGCUCUGAUGCUUCCUGAGACUAUGUACUGAAAGACUUGUCCUGUUAGACUUGCACUGUCAACGAUGAACGGGAAUCUCUUCCACGUUCAAAAAUGACAAAGAAUGAGACUGGACGAUGAACAGGGUCAUGUUCUUUGGUUUGAAUGCGCUUGUUUUACUUCUUGCUUUGCUUCGAGUGGAACCGCUUUCCUUUUCUUUCUUGCUCGUUUCUUCCUACUAUUUCUCUCGCUGUUGAUUCCUGUGGAACUUUGUAAGUACAGUAGAACCUCAUGGCGCUCAUUACAAAAUGUCCAUGCUCGUAGCUUGAACAUGUGUCAGCUUACCCUCGCUUGGGCUAAAAAGGUUUUAGUCCAAAGUUUGCAAGAAUUGGCUCAGUGAGUCUUUGAAUUAAAAAAAAAAGUCACUGGGAAAGCAGUCAGCUUACCCAACAGCUGUUUUACUGCAUCUACAUGGAAAUGCAUCAUCCAAGCACCGACAUAUCACUAGUCUCCUUCCCAUGGCUACGCACUGAACAUCCGUUUGACCCUGACAAAAAAUGUCUCUCUUCUCAGGCUCUCAUAAACACGGCCAGACACUCUCCCUUUACAUGGAUUGGAAGUACAAAUCGUAUUAUAUUUUAAUGCCAUAUCAAAAGCAAAGUAAGUGACAAAUAGCUAAAACCCCUAAUGUGUUUGAAAGUACUGUUUUAUAUAAAAAAAGAAAAGAAGAAAAAACCCCACACUGCCAUUUGUUGUAUUGAAUUCUAAGCCAAUAAAGCUUUAAAUCACCAUGAAACAUAAUGAUCCUCUGCUAAACCAAAGGUACCCACCGCCUCUUUUCUGUUUGUUUUUCUUUGUUUGCAUUUCACCAAUAAACACACGAGCUCAGUGAUGUAACGCAGGUUAAGAAGUCAUUUUUGGACUGAGUAACUUUUAAUCAGAUGGUGGCGUCCACUGACCUAAACAAACACUGAUUAGCUAAGUCUCUGUUGGGUUACACAAGCUUUGACUUUGACUGCUUUACUGCAGGGGUUUAUAUAUUAUUGUGGGUUAUGCACUGAACAGAUAUACACUCACUGGACACUUUAUUAAGUACACCUUACUAGUACUGGGUUGGACCCUCUUUUGCCUUCAACAAGCUGCUGGAAACAUUCAUCAGAGAUUUUGGUCCAUAUUGGCAUGACAGCAUUGCACAGUUGCUGCAGAUUUGUGGGCUGCACAUCCAUGAUGUGAAUCUCCCAUUCCAUCACAUCCUAAAGAUGCUCCAUUGGAGUGAGAGCUGGUGACUGUGGAGGCCAUAUGAGUACAGCACACUCAUUGUUAUGUUUAAUAAACCAGAUUUAGAUCAUCUGAGCUUUCUGACAUGGUCUGUUAUCCUGCUACAAGCAGCCAUCAGAAGAUGUGUACACUGUGGUCAUAAAGGAACAAUAAAGCAAAAAUACUCAGGUAGGCUGUGGAGUUUAAACAAUACUCAGCUGGUAGUAAGGAGCUAAGAGUAUCCAGAGAAAAUAUUGCUCACACACCAGUAAACA
Pelmatolapia mariae (spotted tilapia) is the source of this 4550-nucleotide messenger RNA. RefSeq names its product actin binding LIM protein 1a (gene ablim1a). Lineage: Eukaryota; Metazoa; Chordata; Actinopteri; Cichliformes; Cichlidae. Bases 357 to 2870 code for a protein of 837 amino acids. Gene Ontology annotation, biological process: cilium assembly; lamellipodium assembly; cytoskeleton organization. The transcript is spliced from 25 exons. The record is from RefSeq and is a predicted model, not a curated record. Gene Ontology annotation, molecular function: actin filament binding. Gene Ontology annotation, cellular component: actin cytoskeleton; stress fiber.